Myotis brandtii (Brandt's bat) is the source of this 4487-nucleotide messenger RNA. It is a transcript of the gene SF3B3, whose product is annotated as splicing factor 3b, subunit 3, 130kDa. Lineage: Eukaryota; Metazoa; Chordata; Mammalia; Chiroptera; Vespertilionidae. Gene Ontology annotation, molecular function: U2 snRNA binding; protein binding. The transcript has 26 exons. The record is from RefSeq and is a predicted model, not a curated record. Gene Ontology annotation, biological process: mRNA splicing, via spliceosome. Gene Ontology annotation, cellular component: nucleus; U2 snRNP. The coding region runs from base 384 to 4037 and encodes 1217 amino acids.
CGCGCGCUAACCGGAAGGUCCUCAUCUUGAGAGCUAAUGGCGGCUGCCGGCGUGUCGGCGUUGGCGGUGGCUUAGGCCUUGAAGGAACUCUGCAUCCGUUGGAUAUCUACACCAUCUUCCCGGCUGCAGGGUAAAGAAGCAGCCCCCCCGUCUCCCCCCGGCCCACAGAGGCGUAGAGCGGCCAUAUAGCAGUGUGCGCCGGUUUUCGGUGCGGCAGCCGAGGUCAGGGGAUUCGGGCAAGAAACGAGAGGUCGACAGGAACGCUUGGGACGUGAAAACGGCUGCCAGGAAUUUUUCCCUGUUUCUGUCUACAAGCUUGCUUUGACUUGGUGUAAUCAACGUGUGGAUUGUGGAGUGGUGGGUUACUCAGUGGUGUUGUCACCAUGUUCCUGUACAACUUGACGUUGCAGCGAGCCACUGGUAUCAGCUUUGCCAUUCAUGGCAACUUCUCUGGAACCAAACAACAGGAAAUUGUUGUUUCUCGUGGGAAGAUUUUGGAGCUGCUUCGCCCGGAUCCCAACACUGGCAAAGUACACACCCUACUAACUGUGGAAGUAUUUGGUGUUAUUCGGUCACUCAUGGCCUUUAGGCUGACAGGUGGCACCAAAGACUACAUUGUGGUUGGCAGUGAUUCGGGUCGGAUUGUUAUCCUGGAAUACCAGCCGUCUAAGAAUAUGUUUGAGAAAAUUCACCAAGAGACCUUUGGCAAGAGUGGAUGCCGCCGUAUUGUUCCUGGCCAGUUCUUAGCUGUGGAUCCCAAAGGGCGAGCUGUUAUGAUUAGUGCCAUUGAAAAACAGAAAUUGGUGUAUAUCUUAAACAGAGAUGCUGCAGCCCGGCUUACCAUCUCAUCUCCCCUGGAGGCCCACAAGGCGAACACUUUAGUAUAUCAUGUGGUUGGAGUAGAUGUGGGAUUUGAAAAUCCAAUGUUUGCUUGUCUGGAAAUGGAUUAUGAGGAAGCAGACAAUGAUCCAACAGGGGAAGCAGCAGCUAACACCCAGCAGACGCUUACUUUCUAUGAGUUAGACCUUGGUUUAAAUCAUGUGGUCCGAAAAUACAGUGAACCUUUGGAGGAACAUGGCAACUUCCUUAUUACAGUUCCAGGAGGGUCAGAUGGUCCAAGUGGAGUGCUGAUCUGCUCUGAAAACUAUAUCACCUACAAGAACUUUGGUGACCAGCCGGAUAUCCGCUGUCCAAUUCCCAGGAGACGGAAUGACCUGGAUGAUCCUGAAAGAGGAAUGAUUUUUGUCUGCUCUGCCACCCAUAAGACCAAAUCGAUGUUCUUCUUUUUGGCCCAAACAGAGCAGGGCGAUAUCUUCAAGAUCACUUUGGAGACAGAUGAAGAUAUGGUUACCGAGAUCCGGCUCAAGUAUUUUGAUACUGUGCCUGUUGCUGCUGCCAUGUGUGUGCUUAAAACAGGCUUCCUUUUUGUAGCAUCAGAAUUCGGAAACCAUUACUUAUAUCAAAUUGCACAUCUUGGAGAUGAUGAUGAAGAACCUGAGUUUUCAUCUGCCAUGCCUCUGGAAGAAGGAGACACGUUCUUCUUUCAGCCAAGACCACUCAAAAACCUUGUGCUGGUUGAUGAGUUGGACAGCCUCUCUCCCAUUUUGUUUUGCCAGAUAGCUGAUUUGGCAAAUGAAGACACUCCACAGCUGUAUGUGGCCUGUGGUCGGGGACCCCGGUCAUCUCUGAGAGUCUUGAGGCAUGGACUUGAGGUAUCGGAAAUGGCUGUCUCUGAACUUCCUGGUAACCCCAAUGCUGUCUGGACAGUGCGCCGGCACAUUGAAGAUGAGUUUGAUGCCUACAUCAUUGUGUCUUUCGUGAAUGCCACACUUGUGUUGUCUAUCGGAGAGACUGUGGAAGAAGUGACUGACUCUGGGUUCCUGGGCACCACUCCCACCUUGUCCUGCUCCUUGUUAGGAGAUGAUGCCUUGGUGCAGGUGUAUCCUGACGGCAUUCGGCACAUCCGAGCAGACAAGAGAGUCAAUGAGUGGAAGACCCCUGGAAAGAAAACAAUUGUGAAAUGUGCAGUGAACCAGCGACAAGUAGUAAUUGCCCUGACAGGAGGAGAGCUGGUCUAUUUUGAGAUGGAUCCCUCAGGACAGCUGAACGAGUACACAGAGCGGAAGGAGAUGUCAGCAGAUGUGGUGUGCAUGAGUCUGGCCAAUGUGCCUCCUGGAGAGCAGCGGUCUCGCUUCCUGGCUGUGGGACUGGUAGACAACACUGUCAGAAUCAUCUCCCUGGACCCCUCAGACUGUUUGCAACCUCUGAGCAUGCAGGCUCUCCCAGCCCAGCCUGAAUCCUUGUGUAUCGUGGAAAUGGGUGGGACGGAGAAGCAGGAUGAGUUGGGUGAGAGGGGCUCUAUUGGCUUCCUAUACCUGAAUAUUGGGCUCCAGAACGGUGUGCUGCUGAGAACUGUCCUGGACCCUGUCACUGGGGAUCUGUCUGACACCCGCACUAGGUACCUGGGGUCCCGUCCUGUGAAACUCUUCCGUGUUCGGAUGCAAGGCCAGGAGGCAGUGUUGGCCAUGUCAAGCCGCUCAUGGUUGAGCUAUUCUUACCAAUCUCGUUUCCAUCUCACCCCCCUAUCUUAUGAGACACUGGAAUUUGCAUCUGGCUUCGCCUCUGAACAGUGUCCCGAAGGCAUUGUGGCCAUCUCCACCAACACCCUGAGGAUUUUGGCAUUGGAGAAGCUAGGUGCUGUCUUUAAUCAAGUAGCCUUUCCACUGCAGUACACACCCAGGAAAUUUGUCAUUCACCCUGAGAGUAACAACCUUAUCAUCAUCGAGACUGACCACAAUGCCUACACUGAGGCCACGAAAGCUCAGAGGAAGCAGCAGAUGGCAGAGGAAAUGGUGGAAGCAGCAGGGGAGGAUGAGCGGGAGCUAGCUGCAGAGAUGGCAGCAGCAUUCCUCAAUGAAAACCUCCCUGAGUCCAUUUUUGGAGCUCCCAAGGCUGGCAAUGGGCAGUGGGCCUCUGUGAUCCGAGUGAUGAAUCCUAUUCAGGGUAACACGCUGGACCUUGUCCAGCUGGAACAGAAUGAAGCUGCUUUUAGUGUGGCCGUGUGCAGGUUCGCCAACACUGGUGAGGAUUGGUAUGUGCUGGUGGGCGUGGCCAAAGACCUGAUACUGAACCCCCGAUCUGUAGCAGGCGGCUUUGUCUAUACCUACAAGCUUGUGAACAAUGGGGAAAAACUGGAGUUUUUGCACAAGACUCCAGUGGAAGAGGUCCCUGCUGCCAUUGCCCCAUUCCAGGGUAGGGUGUUGAUUGGUGUGGGGAAGCUUCUGCGAGUCUAUGACCUGGGAAAAAAGAAGUUACUUCGAAAAUGUGAGAACAAGCAUAUUGCCAAUUACAUCUCUGGGAUCCAGACUAUUGGGCACAGAGUCAUUGUGUCUGACGUCCAAGAAAGUUUCAUCUGGGUUCGCUACAAGCGUAAUGAGAACCAGCUCAUCAUCUUUGCCGAUGACACCUACCCCCGGUGGGUCACUACAGCUAGCCUUCUCGAUUAUGACACUGUGGCUGGGGCAGACAAGUUUGGCAACAUUUGUGUGGUGAGGCUCCCGCCUAACACCAAUGACGAAGUCGAUGAGGACCCCACAGGAAACAAAGCCCUGUGGGACCGGGGCUUGCUCAAUGGGGCCUCUCAGAAGGCAGAGGUGAUCAUGAACUAUCAUGUGGGGGAGACAGUGCUGUCGUUACAGAAGACCACGCUGAUCCCUGGAGGCUCAGAAUCGCUUGUCUAUACCACCUUGUCAGGAGGAAUUGGCAUCCUUGUUCCGUUCACAUCUCAUGAGGACCAUGACUUCUUCCAGCAUGUGGAAAUGCAUCUCCGGUCUGAGCAUCCUCCUCUUUGUGGGCGAGACCACCUCAGCUUUCGUUCUUAUUAUUUCCCUGUUAAGAAUGUGAUUGAUGGAGACCUCUGUGAGCAGUUCAACUCUAUGGAGCCCAACAAACAAAAGAAUGUCUCUGAAGAACUGGACCGAACCCCACCUGAGGUGUCCAAGAAGCUUGAGGACAUCCGGACCCGCUAUGCCUUCUGAGCCCUUGUUUUUUCUAUGGGGCUUGUCAAAGACUUUGUGUUUUGUUUUCCUCGCUACCUGGCUCUGAACCCAUAUGGCAGAAGAAGGGUGGCUGGAUAAUUAAGACUUCCCCUAGAGUGAUUGGUUUCCCCUAAAAUUGGCACUGAGAUUCACUAUGCUUCUCCCUGCCUGGUACAUAAUAUAUUGCCCCGGGUCCAGUGUGGAAUACGAUGGCCUGUAAUCCCCAAAGCUUUCCCCGCAUUGAUAUUUCUGGCUCUCAUGUCUACUUUUGUACACACCCUUAAUUUUUAACUGGUUUUCCUGUAAAUAAAGUUUUGUAUAAUGUUAUCUUUGUGGGAGGGAGGGAGGGAGGCAAACAAGCUGAGGUGGGGACCAGGUUAGAUAUCGUAUAAUUCUUGAGUUCUGCCACUCUGGAACCUAACCAGAAAUACAAACCUAGUUUUUAAGGUA